Messenger RNA from Bursaphelenchus okinawaensis, 756 nucleotides. The record is from the annotation of a GenBank genome assembly. Lineage: Eukaryota; Metazoa; Nematoda; Chromadorea; Rhabditida; Aphelenchoididae.
AUGGUCAAAUUGUUGGUUCUGGAAGCAUUGGACAUGAACAAGUUCAUCAUGAUGAAUCAGAAAUUGUGUAAGUUGACGUAAGUUAUGUAGGGUAGGGUAAAGUAGGGUAGCGUAGGGUAAGCCAGGUUUAAGAGGAAAUAAGGAGAGGGGCAAAGAAAGAAGGGUGAGAAGAAAAAAUUUGAAAAAAUUCUGGUUUUGUUGUUAAUUUUUAUUUAUGUAUUAUACUAGGCUGAACCAAAGAUAACGGGACACUUUUGGUUGAAAAGUAAAUUAAAAGUGAAGUUUGGUUCAACCUAAUAAUUUUCCUUACAAAGUAAAUUUUCGUAUUUUACCACAGAUUAUAGGUAUCGCGACUAAGUAAUAGCAAUUUUUCAAAAAUAGCUUUUAGAUAAUGUAUUUUGGCAAUUUUCAGGCGGCAACCCCUUUGCUGAAGCCCAAUGGAUACCAGUGUUAGACAUGUGUGAGAUCGAAUGUAAAGAAGAUGAACUUUGUGUGGAAAACGAUGAGCUACAACAACGAUGCACUAAGUGUAAGUGAGACUAGAGUCGAAUCUUUGGAAUGUUUUUAAUUUUUUUGAAAUAAAUUUGUUUUACGUAUUUUACUAAAAGUAAAAAUUUUUAUAACAAUAUUUUAGUACCAACCGAAUGUGUAGAAGCCUACCACAAUCAAUUAGAAAAGAAAAAAGAAUCUCAAGACGAUGGAAUGAUCUUGGAACCGCUACGCCGACGACUUUUACAGACAGGUGUCAGUAAAUAA